Messenger RNA from Oryzias melastigma (Indian medaka), 1222 nucleotides. RefSeq names its product crystallin, beta A1, like 1 (gene cryba1l1). The transcript is spliced from 6 exons. Bases 139 to 765 code for a protein of 208 amino acids. Lineage: Eukaryota; Metazoa; Chordata; Actinopteri; Beloniformes; Adrianichthyidae. Gene Ontology annotation, biological process: visual perception; lens development in camera-type eye. Gene Ontology annotation, molecular function: structural constituent of eye lens. The record is from RefSeq and is a predicted model, not a curated record.
GCAGGCGGUAGGCACGUAUCACCCCCGAGGUCAUCCUUUAGAGUGCCAGACUAGGUAAGGCCACAACUCUACUUCAACUUGUCACACUCUCAAAGCCAAAGCACUUCCAGACACCACUUCUCUUCUCCAGGAGUCAACAUGUACAGAACUACAAGAUCCCCCAUGAUGCAGCCGCUGGUCAACUCAGGAAUGGGCAUGGCUCCUUUCUUUAAGGUGACUGUGUUCGAGCAGGAGCACUUCCAGGGAAAGUACCUGGAGUUCACCUCUGAGUGCUGCAACAUCCAGGAGUGUGGGAUGGACAAUAUUCGCUCCAUCAGGGUGGAGAGUGGAGCCUGGGUGGGUUUCGAGCACCACGACUUCCAGGGCCAGCAGUUCAUCCUGGAGAGAGGAGAGUAUCCUCACUGGGACGCCUACAGCGGCUCCCUGUCCUACCACGUGGAGCGCCUCAUGUCUCUGCGCCCCAUCUACUGCGCCUCCCACCAGAGCAGCCGCAUGACCAUUUACGAGAGGGAGAACUUCAUGGGCCGCUGCGUGGAGGUCUGCGAUGACUACCCUUCUCUGCAGGCCAUGGGUUGGAUGAUGCCUGAAGUUGGCUCCAUGCACGUGCAGUGCGGCGCCUUUGUGUGCUACCAGUACCCUGGCUACAGGGGCCAGCAGUACAUCAUGGAGUGUGAGAGACACAGUGGAGACUACCAGCACUGGAGGAACUGGGGUUCUCACUGUCAGACCCCCCAGAUCCAGUCCAUCAGGCGUAUCCAGCACUGAGAGAGGCUGAAAACUGAAGCUAAAACCCCCUAUCGGACAGCAGGCCCCCUUCCUACCCACAAUCCUCUCCUGUCUUUCCUUCCUCUCCCCAAUCCUCUCCUUCCUUUUGACUCGAGCCGCUGCAGCCGCCCCAAACAGACCCCACCGAAUUACAGCCGCUCCUAUAGUGUGAUAAGAGACAAUAUCACACUGUUAAAGCACAGGGAAGCACACAUACACUUGACGACAUAAUUGGCACGCACAGUGUCUUUUUAUUUGGUUUUGAGGCCCCUGCACACGCUCACACACCUGUGCUGUACUCUCACCUGAUCCCAGCUGGUGGAGCAAAUCGAACACAGGUGGACUCCAGGCGUUCGUCCCCAGCUGCACACUCUCCUCGGUGCAGCUCAGAUGUGCGGCGUUGUAGUGUAGGAGGUCGACCCACAGGUUGAUGAUUAAUAAACUCGUUUUCACUUCA